Molecule: messenger RNA, 1893 nt
Organism: Sabethes cyaneus
Lineage: Eukaryota; Metazoa; Arthropoda; Insecta; Diptera; Culicidae
Gene: NELF-B
Product: negative elongation factor B
Exons: 2
Coding region: 107-1870 (587 amino acids)
Biological process (GO): negative regulation of transcription elongation by RNA polymerase II
Cellular component (GO): NELF complex; nucleus
Source: RefSeq, a predicted model, not a curated record
AGAUUGUGAUUGUUUUAUUAUUUAAAAUCUACAGAUAAAGACCGUCGGUCCUUGACGCAAGUUUAUUGUUGCACUCUCGUUGUUUUGUGCUAAACAAUUGCAAACAAUGUCUGCUCCACCCAAGUUCGCCGGUACAGGACUAGAAGAGGUCAAUGUUCCAGGACAAGCAUAUCUUCGUGACGCUCUCUCCUGCUGCGAUGAUCCCCUGAAAGCAAUAGAAAACUUUCAGUUGGAGAAUGGCAUUCUGCUACCGUCGUUAAGACCAAUGCUUCCUCUGCUGGAUUUGCACGGAGUUCGGCGACUUGAUUUUCACACAUCGGUUCUGGAAGAACUACGAGACAAGCUGAUAGCGCACAUCAAUGAAGUAGGGGCAAAGGAAGGUCGCGAACGUGACCGCAAGCUUAAGGAGCUGCUGGUGAAGAGUUUCCCUGUGGUGCGCGUGAAAGCCCUGCGCCCGGUGGUAAUGUGCAUUCUUAGAAACACCAGCCAUAUCGAGGAUAAGUAUUUAAGAAUACUGGUUCGAGAUCGUGAACUUUAUCAGGACACCGACACGGAAGUUAAGCGACAGAUUUGGAGAGACAAUCAAUCCUUGUUCGGUGACGAAGUUUCACCUCUGCUUUCACAAUACAUCAGGGAAAAGGAACACAUCCUUUUUGAUCACAUGAAUUUGAACAAUCUGUUCUUCACCCCGACUCCGAAAGUAAGACGACAGGGUGAAGUUGUUCAAAAACUGGCGCACAUGAUUGGAAACAGUGUGAAGCUGUAUGAUAUGGUGUUGCAGUUCUUACGAACACUUUUCCUAAGGACCCGUAACGUUCAUUAUUGUACAUUGCGAGCCGAGUUGUUGAUGGCUUUACACGACCUAGAGGUCCAGGACAUUAUCUCCGUUGACCCGUGUCACAAGUUUACUUGGUGUUUGGACGCCUGCAUUCGAGAGAAAAAUGUUGACAUCAAACGAUCCCGUGAAUUGCAAGGAUUUUUGGACAACAUCAAACGUGGCCAAGAACAGGUCCUCGGCGAUCUUUCCAUGACACUGUGUGAUCCAUAUGCCAUUAAUUUCUUGGCAACUUCAGCGGUUAAAAUAUUACAACAUUUAAUAAAUAAUGAAGGACUACCGAGGGAUAACACAAUUUUAAUAUUACUAUUGCGAAUGUUGGCGUUAGGUUUAUCAGCGUGGAUUAUGAUCGAUUCGCAAGAUUUUAAAGAACCCAAGUUGGAUAGUCAAGUUGUCACUAAAUUUUUGCCGGCCUUGAUGUCGCUGAUGGUUGACGAUCAGGUGCGCAAUUUACAUUCCAAACUACCACCGGACGAGCGUGAAAGUGCUAUAACUACUAUUGAACACUCUGGACCUGCUCCGGAUGCCGUUGAGGCGUACAUCCAGGAAAGUUCGGUGGCUUCAAUUCUUGCAAUGUAUUACACUCUGCAUACAUCUCGGCAAAAAGAUCGCGUUGGAAUAUUGCGAGUCAUGGCGAUUUUAGCUUCUUGCAAGGAUGAUAGAGCGUACGAGGAUCCAUUCUUACAUUCUCUAAUCGCACUUUUGAUCCCAAUGUCCGAAGAAUUUGCUAACGAGGACUUCUGUACCGGUUUAUUCGAUGAGUUCCUGUUUGCCGGUCUUACGCGGGACAAUGUUACGCGACACAUGCUAAAGCUGCUGUGGUACGUUCAUCAACGAUUGCCGCAGGGUCGGUUGCAGACGCUAAUGAAAGCCUUGCAGCCAAACGCCCAGCACCACGAGAACGUCCACAAACUGUACGAGAACUUGCAGAAACGGGUAAUCGCUGCUCACCAGGAGCCGGUACCGGAACCGAUGGAAACCGACUUCGAUUCGCCACUGAAAAGUGUACCAACGCCAGGACCGCAUUAUGUUUAGGCCAAAAAGUAUUAGACUUAUAU